Micropterus salmoides (largemouth bass) is the source of this 1966-nucleotide messenger RNA. RefSeq names its product protein kinase, interferon-inducible double stranded RNA dependent activator (gene prkra). The record is from RefSeq and is a predicted model, not a curated record. NCBI's taxonomy places the organism in Eukaryota, Metazoa, Chordata, Actinopteri, Centrarchiformes, Centrarchidae. The coding region runs from base 165 to 1088 and encodes 307 amino acids. The transcript is spliced from 8 exons.
GAUGUUGAUUCGAUGUUAUGUUCGGUCAAGAGCUAUUAGCAUUUUAAGGCCAGUACAUAACAUAACUAGAUGCCGGCAAAAAUAUCUGAAAGCGGUGUCUGAGGUUUUGCAUUUACCAGCAAGAUUAUCUUUAAUCGGCCCGCAAACGACAGCAAAUUGUAAACAUGUCUCAAGAGGGAUAUCAAUCACCAGCAGUGAAAUCCACCGCCGACACGAGCUUGAAUUCACAUGAACCACAGAGGGCCAACCCCGGGAAGACACCUAUACAAAUCCUGCAUGAAUACGGCACCAGAAGUGGCAACCUUCCUGUGUAUUUGAUGGAGAAGGCUGAAGGAGAAGCUCACCAGCCCAGCUUCGUCUUCAGCGUGACAGUCGGAGAUGUUAGCUGCAUGGGUCAAGGUCCCAGUAAAAAGGCUGCUAAACACCAGGCUGCAGAGGCUGCCCUGAAUAUUCUGCAGAUAGAUGCUGGAACAGUGAACAUUCCUGUGAAGUCUGAGAGUAACGGUGUUGUGGCAGAAACAAACAACCAUCCCAACUCAGUGGGGAUACUGCAGGAGUUAGCGUUGCAGAGAGGAUGGCGUCUUCCCGAAUACACAGUGUUAAUGGAGGCUGGUCCGCCACACAAAAGAGAAUUCACUGUUACCUGUCGAAUGGAGUCGCUGUCAGAGAAGGCUGUAGGGAAUUCAAAAAAGGCAGCAAAAAAGGCAGCUGCAGAGAAAAUAGUGGCAAAGCUUCAAAGUCUAUCAGGCUGUUCUGAAAUCACAUGGACUCCUCAACCAAGUGUCCGAUUUGAGAACUUAAGGAACUCAUCAGCGGAGAAGAUGUCUUUACUGAGGAGAAACCCGCUGAGUAUUCCCAACACAGAUUAUAUUCAGAUGAUGUUGGAGCUGUCCAAGGAGCAGGGCUUUGAGGUCACAUACUUUGACAUUGACGAGCUGACGGUGAAUGGCCAGUACCAGUGCCUGGCUGAGCUGUCCACCUCCCCGGUCACUGUGUGCCACGGCACAGGCAUUUCCUGUAGCAACGCGCACAACGACGCAGCACAUAGCGCCCUCCAGUACAUCAAGAUCAUGGCCUCCAUCAAGUAAAACCACAGGAAAUAUUUCUUUCACCAAUAUUGUCACACAUAAAAGCCGAUGUCCAGUCAUGAUGAAGCCGUAGAUCGUUCUUCCCACUAGUCUUCCUUCCCAUGGACAGUAUGAGGUCAUGGUAUAUAUUUUUAAUUAUGUAUAUCACAAAGCAGAACCACAAAGACACACCAUCUCAAUAUUAAGAAUCAUCUUCUGGUUGUAUGUUUUUUGUCACGUUUUACUUGAGAUGUCCAACAUAUUUAAGCAAAUGUACAUGUGUAAAUGAAGGAGGAACAGUGAAUAUUAUGACCUGUUUUACAUGCAUAAUGUAAUGUAAUGUUUAAGCUGUCGGUGCUUUAUUUGUCCAAUCUUUUUGCUUCUUAUUUUUAGUCGGAAUGUUUUUAGGUUCCCUUUGACUUAAUUUAUUUUUUUAUUCACCAUAGUUUUCCCUUAUUUGGCCCUAUUGAGCUGUAUGCUAUUGACAGCCGAUAGAAGAUUUACUUUAAAUUUACUGAAGAGAUACUUGGCUUUCUUUUUAAUUUUUAUGAACAGAAGUCACCUGAAAAUGAAAGUGAUUUCAAUAAGAGAUUAUUUUUGACUAUUUAUCUUUUCUCCUACAGUACUCUUCCAUCUGUCAGUAUGCAACUCAACUGUACAACCCCUGUUGUCUCUAUCUGGUUGAAUCUCAAAAUAGAUAUAAAAUAAUAAGGAGGAUAUGCUAUCCUACAUUCCCAUUCUGCUGGUCAGUUGACAUUUUUGCAGUGUGCCUCAUAGUACCAUAGUGAUAUAUUUAAUGCCUUUACUGACUGGUGUCCUCUGCUGUAUGAACUGAAUCCUGGCAGAGAGUAGCAACAUGUGUAAGAAUCCAGAAAAUAAACCCAAACACUGAAUGUGAA